Molecule: messenger RNA, 1857 nt
Organism: Anopheles coustani
Lineage: Eukaryota; Metazoa; Arthropoda; Insecta; Diptera; Culicidae
Gene: Atg4a
Product: cysteine protease ATG4B
Exons: 6
Coding region: 258-1424 (388 amino acids)
Molecular function (GO): protein-phosphatidylethanolamide deconjugating activity
Source: RefSeq, a predicted model, not a curated record
ACGAAAAUAACAACAAACGCGAACAAAAGAAAUUUCUCAAGCUGUUGUGCACUUCGUCAUCGUCGUCGCGUCGAAAAAGUGUAGUGAAAAGGGAUAAGGCCAUCGCAGCUGUUUGUGAGGAACCCUGGGAAUCGGUAGAAUAUUAAAAUACACCGCCAGUACUGCAGAACGAUACAUCCCCGAGGCAGUACCCAUCUGGGUUCCAUAUUGAACCAAGCAAAUGUUAUCUACGCAAGGCACCAAAAACAAAAGAUAACAUGGACAUGCUUGACGCAUACGUUGGUUACGACUUGAGUAGUUGCACCGAACCGGACGACAUUCCGAAGACCAACGAAACGGUUUGGUUGCUUGGAACGCAGUAUAAUGCCACCGAUGACCUCGAAGCCAUACGGGAUGAUGUUCAAUCGCGACUAUGGUGCACCUACCGCCGGGGGUUCGUCCCAAUUGGAAACACCACGCUCACCACGGAUAAGGGCUGGGGUUGUAUGCUGCGCUGCGGUCAGAUGGUACUGGCACAGGCAUUGAUUCAGUUACACCUCGGACGCGAUUGGCGUUGGAGUCUAGAUAGCAGGGACGAAACCUAUCUCAAUAUUGUGAACCGAUUUGAAGACAGCAAGCAAGCACCUUUCUCACUGCAUCAAAUUGCUCUGAUGGGCGAUUCGUCGGAGGAAAAGCGGAUUGGCGAAUGGUUUGGUCCGAAUACGGUUGCUCAGGUGCUCAAAAAAUUGGUCAAAUUUGAUGAUUGGUGUAAAUUAGUGAUUCAUGUCGCUUUGGACAACACGCUAGCCACUGAUGAAAUACUGGAAUUAUGCGCAACCAAGGAACCGGACGCAUGGAAACCCCUCCUUCUCAUAAUUCCACUCCGAUUGGGUUUGAGCGAGGUGAAUCCUAUCUACAUCGAGGGACUGAAGAAAUGUUUCCAGCUACCAGGCAAUUGUGGAAUGAUUGGUGGUCGACCCAACCAGGCCCUCUACUUCAUCGGUUACGUUGGCGAUGAAGCGCUCUACCUAGAUCCGCACACGGUCCAGCGGGUAGGUAGUGUCGGUGAUAAGCAGGAAUCAACGGAACAGGAGCAGGACGAAACGUUCCAUCAACGGUACGCUAGUCGGAUUAAGUUCGCCUCGAUGGACCCAUCGCUGGCAGUAUGCUUUCUGUGCGUAAAUCGGCGCCAGUUUGAACUGCUUGUGGCACGAUUUAACGACAGUGUUAACGGUGGCGGAAGUCAAGCCUUGUUCGAGGUCACGAAGACGCGCCAAGCACCGUGGACUCCGACGACCACUUCGUCCGCGUCGUCGCGCAAGAAUAGUGGACCAAUUGAGGCCUUCAAUGUGAUAUCUGCCACAGAAAUACCGAACGAAGAAUUUGAAGAGGUGGAACCGCGCACGUUGGAUGAUUCAGACGAAGAAUUUGAGAUUAUCGCUUAACUGCAGGAAACCUUGCUUAAAGAUCCCCGAAACGAAUUGCGCAAUAUGAAAGCAUUUGCUUUUCUUUAAGCUUCUUGCUUUUACCCGGAACCCCAAACUGAAGCUGCCCAAGUGUGCAGAAUAUGUAACGUAAGUGGCAGGGCACUGUUUUGAUCCUUGCAUCUCGUGUAAUUGACCACAAAUGGUGGGUUUGCUACGAUAGCUUUUACGUUGUUUUUAUCCAUUUGAAUAGGUUUUUGUUUGCAAAAUCUUGUUUAUCAAUCAUGACUGCACCUAGUUUCGUAGUAGGCAUUGAUUUUUUAUUCUCAAAUACAAUUGUGUUUUCCACUCCGCCACAUGAUUCUUUCCGUUUGAUAAAGUUUAAAAAGAAAAAUGCAAUCAGCCAACCACAACAAUGAAUGGAUAUGUUUCAAUAAAAUCUCGCGCAAUAUGU